Messenger RNA from Dimorphilus gyrociliatus, 887 nucleotides. The record is from the annotation of a GenBank genome assembly. NCBI's taxonomy places the organism in Eukaryota, Metazoa, Annelida, Polychaeta, Dinophilidae.
AGUUCAGUUUAAAACCGUAGUAGAUCGUUUACGUAACCGUUAAUAUAUUAAAAAUGGUUAUUUUCACCUUAAUUGUUGUUUUAGCAAUUUUUCAAGGAGCAGAAGCUCGUUGCUUUUGUACUGUAAAGAGCAAUGUUCUUGCUAAGCAAACUCCUUGCGGAUUCACAAUUACGUCAAUACCUGAAGAAACUUGUUUCCCUUCAACCGAAACGAAAGAAACCUGUAAAUUAAACGAAAAUAACAAAGAAUUUCAAAGCAUUGAAUAUUCCCCUGGUCUUGAUCUUUGGAUUGACGCCGAUUCGUUGAUUGUAGCUCCAGAAUACAAAUGUCAAAAUACUAAAGAAACUUAUGAAGAUUUAGCUAAAUCUUGCAGUGCUAUUCAAAUUGUUACCAGAAGUCAAUGGCAGGCAAGACCUCCAAGAAGUAGAACAAAUUUAGUGACUCCAGUUUCUAUGUUGUUUGUUCAUCAUACCGCUGGAGCUACCUGUUCUUCUCAAUCAACUUGCAGCGCUAGAACUAGAGCUAUACAAAAUUAUCAUAUGGAUUCUAACAGGUGGAAUGAUAUUGGUUACAACUUCCUUAUUGGCGGUGACGGUAGAGCAUACGAGGGAAGAGGCUGGUCUACUGUUGGCGCUCAUACCGGCUGUCAUAAUAGAAGAUCUAUAGCUUUUUCAGCGAUGGGAAAUUUCGAAACCUCUUCUCCUCCUCAAAUUAUUCUUACUGCUAUACAAAACUUAGCUAGAUGUGCCGUAAGCAGAGGUAUUCUAUCUAGCGGUUACGAGCUAUUUGGCCACAGAGACGCAAUGUCUACAUCCUGUCCAGGAAGAUACCUUUACAGCGUUAUCCAAGGUUGGCCAAAUUUCAGCACAAGACCAGUGAGAUGUUAA